AUGAUUGAUUUAAAAAAUUUAAAAUGUGAUAUUAAAAGUCCUAUUCAAGAUUCUGUAAUAACUAUUAUUACUGAACGAUUUGAUCAUAUGCAAAAUUCUAUAAUGCAAUUAGCAUAUCUUCUUGAUGGCCGUUUUUAUCCACAUCAGCAUUUUUGUCCUAUAGCUUAUACAUUAACUCAACUUUUUCAAGAAGUUAUGCCAUAUAUUAGUAAUUUUGUUUCUAAGUCUGAAAAAGAAAUACAUGCUGGAUUAUAUAGAGAAUAUGGAGAACUUGUAACUCUUCUUGAUACUAAUAUUAUAUUACAAGAAGCUGCAAAAGAAUUGCAUCCUCGUAAAUGGUGGAAGGAUAGUGAAGCUAAUUGGGAAGAUUCUGAUAAAGUUUUUUAUGAUAGUGAAUAG
Messenger RNA from Racocetra fulgida, 399 nucleotides. The record is from the annotation of a GenBank genome assembly. NCBI's taxonomy places the organism in Eukaryota, Fungi, Glomeromycota, Glomeromycetes, Diversisporales, Gigasporaceae.